This is a messenger RNA of Limanda limanda (common dab), 912 nucleotides long. RefSeq names its product cathepsin Z-like. NCBI's taxonomy places the organism in Eukaryota, Metazoa, Chordata, Actinopteri, Pleuronectiformes, Pleuronectidae. The coding region runs from base 1 to 912 and encodes 303 amino acids. The record is from RefSeq and is a predicted model, not a curated record. Gene Ontology annotation, molecular function: cysteine-type endopeptidase activity. Gene Ontology annotation, cellular component: lysosome. The transcript is spliced from 6 exons.
AUGGCCCGCAGAGUCCUCCUCGCCGUGCUCGUGUCCGCACUGGUGUCCGCUGUGUCCGCGGGACUGUUCUACAGCCAGAAGCAGCCCUGCUACGUGCGCGCUCCCAGGAAUCAAUACUUCGGACUCAAGACCUAUCCUCGACCUCAUGAGUAUUUAAAGAUAUCCGAUCUGCCCAAGGCGUUGGACUGGAGGAAUAUCAGCGGCGUAAACUAUGCCAGCACGACCCGCAACCAGCACAUUCCCCAGUACUGUGGCUCCUGCUGGGCUCAUGGCAGCACCAGUGCCAUGGCAGAUCGCAUCAACAUUAAGCGGAAAGCAGCGUGGCCGUCUGCCUACCUCUCUGUCCAGAAUGUGAUCGACUGCGCUCAGGCCGGCUCUUGCCAAGGAGGCGAUCACACCGGAGUUUGGAAGUACGCCAGUGAACACGGGAUCCCAGACGAGACCUGCAAUAAUUACCAGGCUAAAGACCAGAAAUGUAAGCUCUUCAAUCAAUGUGGCACGUGCACCACAUUCAAUGUGUGCAACAUAGUGCAGAACUACACUCUGUGGAAAGUGGGAGAUUAUGGAAAUGUCACCGGGAGAGAGAAGAUGAUGGCAGAGAUCUCCACUGGAGGACCAAUCAGCUGUGGGAUUAUGGCGACACCGAAGCUGGACGCAUACACCGGAGGGAUCUACUUUGAAUACCAGGAGUCUCCUGGCAUCAACCACAUCGUGUCGGUGGCAGGAUGGGGAGUGGAGCACGGUGUCGAAUUUUGGAUUGUGCGCAACUCCUGGGGAGAGCCGUGGGGGGAGAAGGGCUGGCUCAGGAUCGUGACCAGUGCCUACAAGGGAGGAAGUGGCAGCACCUACAACCUGGCGUUGGAGGAAGACUGCAUGUACGGGGACCCCACUAUCGCGAAAGGCGCCCUCUAG